GUUUUGUUUUCAGAGCAGAAGAACAACUUAGACUUCGACCCCGAAAGAUCUUUGACUUACACAAGCUUCAGAGAGUCAGAGAGUCACCGAGUUUUGGCCAGUGCCUGUUUACAAAUAUGAUUUCAACGCUCAGGCAUCUUACAAGACGGUCAGGUAUUGCAUACCGGGUGUUCAUAGCACCAGCAUCAAGCAGUCCAGCGCAAGCACAAGAUUCGCUGGAACCGUCUGCUACAGAUUCUAAGACUGAAGUCGCCACAUCUAAACCUUCAACGAAUGUUCCUUUUGCCAAAAACCUCUUUCUUGGAAGAUUUGAUAAAGAUGUGUUGGUUUAUCCUGAAAUAGCAGACAAGGAAGAAUGGGAUGAUCUCAAUCAGAUGCUGCAACCCAUCGAGAGAUUUUUUGAUGAAGGAGUUGAUUCCAGAGCCAUUGAUACAAAUGCCCAAAUCCCUGAAGAAACCAUGCAGCAGUUGAAGGACCUCGGCCUGUUUGGUCAGCAGAUUCCACAGGAAUAUGGUGGACUUGGACUCAAUGCAACCAAAUAUGCUAGAAUAGCUGAGAUAACAUCACAAGAUGGCGGUAUUGCUGUUACACUGGCUGCCCACCAGUCAAUUGGUCUCAAGGGAAUCUUGAUUGCUGGUAGCGAGGAGCAGAAACAGAAGUACCUCCCUCGUCUGGCCACUGGAGAACACGUAGCCGCCUUCUGCCUUACGGAACCCUCCAGUGGCAGUGAUGCAGCGUCCAUCCAGUCCCGUGCUGUUCUGUCUGAUGAUGGCAAAUUGUUUCACCUGACUGGCAGUAAGAUCUGGAUCUCUAAUGGAGGAAUUGCAGACAUCUUUACUGUGUUCGCAAAGACAGAAGUCACAGACAGCCAUGGUGAGAAGACAGACAAAGUGACCGCCUUCAUUGUGGAGAGAGAUUUUGGUGGUGUUACAAGCGGCAAACCUGAAGACAAGCUUGGAAUCCGGGGAUCAAACACAUGUGAAGUUCACUUUGACAACACCCCUGUUCCUGUAGAGAAUGUGUUGGGGGAGGUGGGAGGAGGAUUCAAGAUGGCUAUGAACAUCCUCAACAGCGGCAGAUUCAGCAUGGGCAGCUCCGGAGCUGGGAUACUCAAGAAAGUCAUUGGUUGGACAGCAGAGCAUGCAGCCACCAGGUCCCAGUUUGGCCGGAAGCUGGCAGAGUUUGGACUGAUUCAGGAGAAGUUUGCCAAGAUGGCUGUGACCGUGUAUGCUAUGGAGAGCAUGGCCUACCUGACAGCUGGCACCCUUGACCAGUAUGACAAACCUGACUGUGCUGUGGAAGCUGCAAUGGUGAAGGUGUUCAGCUCCGAGGGGUGUUGGAGCUGUGUCAGCGAGUGUCUGCAGACUCUGGGUGGACUGGGUUACAUGAAGGACUACCCCUACGAGAGGUUCCUCCGUGAUGCCAGGAUUCUCCUCAUAUUCGAGGGCACUAACGAGAUCCUGCGACUGUUUAUUGCCCUGCAAGGAAUUCAGCAUGCUGGCAAGGAGCUGAAAGAGCUGGUCAAGAAACUACGGAACCCGAUGGCUAACCCCGGGCUGGUGUUCUCCACUGCUGUUGGCCGAUUGAAGAGUUCUGACAACCCCAAGCUGUCACUCCGCCUCAGUGAAGAAGUGCAUCCCAGUCUCCAGGAUUCUUCUGCCUUGCUGGAGAGGGGAGUUCUUCGAUUCCAGAAGGCUGUGGAAGGAGUUCUCACCAAACAUGGAAAUAAAGUUAUCCAUGAGCAGAUGGAGCUGAAGCGUCUUGCUGAUGUUGCCAUCGACCUGUACGCCAUGACUGCCUGUAUCGGACGGUCGUCGAGGUCCUACUGUAUAGGUCUCCGCAAUGCCGACCAUGAGCUGAUCCUGGCUAAGACAUUUUGCAAUGAGGCCUACUUGAGGAUAGACGAGAAACUGAAGGAACUAGCAAUGGGUCCAGCGGCAAACAUGGAUACAAACUAUCGCCAGAUCGCAGAGACAAUAUUUAAGAAUGGUGGAUACGCUGCUGAGCACCCACUACAGAGGAACUGGUAGGAAGGGAGACAACUCUUCUUGGAUGCCAUACAAAGUUUUGUUAAUUUGACUAACUUGUAUUCAUAUGUUGGGAACAUUAAGUGAUGUACGUCAAUGUCCAUGACCUAAAAUUGUAUGAAGAGAUCUUCACACUGUGUCAAAGGUAUAAACCUACUUGAGGCAAAGAAUCACUUGGGUGUAAGGCUGGAAUUGAAUCAUACGUAUCAGCAAAUGUCUACAUGAAUUUUAAGGACUUGUCUGACACUGAAGUCCAGAAUUAUUCUGAUCAGUCUGAUAUGCUCUACAGAUAUUUGUUCCUAUAGCAUAAAUAUCUGUGUAUGAUAAUUUAAUUCAAAUUUAAAAGUUUUCAGCCACAGCUCUGAAUACGUUUUUUAUCCUAUUGUAGCAUCAGUGUCAAGAGGAAUGAAAUGUUUUGACCAAAUUAGAGCUACAUUUGAUUCUCGUACUGCAGAUAUAAUUCUCCCAUGGGACUGUUACACUAUGUGUUGGGUGCCAAGUGGGAUGUUUGGCUGUGUUUAAAAAGAUGCUACAUUAAGAUUAACGGUUCAGUUGCAUGAACAAAAUUUACUUGCGUCACUCUUUUUUUCUAUCAUCAUUAAUUUGUCCUUAUAAUGUCAAUCACUCAUCCUUGAUCUAUUACGAAGUAUCUUCAUUAUUAUGGUAUUACACAAAUGAGCUCCCUACCUCCAGACAACCAGAGCAGGACGUGUUCCAGUAUCACAGUACCCCACUGAACAGCAUGGGGUCAGGUUAUGGAAUCUGUGGUCUGAUGAGAUGUCUUACUGUAUCAAUUCAGUAUUUAUUGAGAAUUUUUGAGUGUUUUCUAUCCUGUAUGCACCAAUUUACGUUGGAGACUAUUAAUUCAUCAAAAGUGAAGAAAACCACUUAAUUCUGUCAUGUAACCCCAGUUAAAUUUGUCAUGGCAAAUGUUUCUAAAAUUCUUUUGAGUGGUAUGUGAUAAUGAUAAUAAUGCUUAUCAUAUUUAUUCGAAGUACUGUUAGAGGUUGAUGUGUAUCUUGAGUGGAUGUGUUUACUUAUGGUGCCUAGGUUUUUUCACCUGAUAUCCAAAUAAGGUAAUUUGAUGUUCUGUAUAUUUUCCAUCUGUCUAUGAUUAUAAAAUAGACAUUGUAUUAAUCAGGAAUUCUAUAAAACAUGAUGCCAUGACCAUUUUGUAGAUUCAUACCUUGAACAUAUUGUACAACACGAAUGUAAAUAAAUCAUUGAUAUGUGAAA
This is a messenger RNA of Haliotis rubra (blacklip abalone), 3263 nucleotides long. Its product is annotated as complex I assembly factor ACAD9, mitochondrial-like. Gene Ontology annotation, molecular function: acyl-CoA dehydrogenase activity; flavin adenine dinucleotide binding. The record is from RefSeq and is a predicted model, not a curated record. NCBI's taxonomy places the organism in Eukaryota, Metazoa, Mollusca, Gastropoda, Lepetellida, Haliotidae.